AUGAGGAAAGGUCUGCGGGCUACAGCGGCCCGCUGCGGACUGGGACUGGGAUAUGUGCUACAAAUGCUCGUGCUACCUGCCCUGGCCCUGCUCAGCGCCAGCGGCACGGGCUCUGCCGCUCAAGACGACGACUUUUUUCAUGAACUCCCAGAAACCUUUCCGUCCGAUCCACCUGAGCCUCUACCACAUUUCCUUAUUGAGCCUGAAGAAGCUUACAUUGUGAAGAACAAGCCUGUGAACCUGUAUUGUAAAGCCAGCCCUGCCACCCAAAUCUACUUCAAGUGCAACAGUGAAUGGGUGCAUCAGAAAGACCACAUAGUAGAUGAGAGAGUAGACGAAACAUCUGGUCUCAUUGUCCGGGAGGUGAGCAUUGAAAUUUCACGCCAACAAGUGGAGGAACUCUUUGGACCUGAGGAUUACUGGUGCCAGUGCGUGGCCUGGAGCUCAGCAGGCACCACAAAGAGCCGGAAAGCCUACGUACGCAUCGCAUAUCUGCGGAAGACAUUUGAGCAGGAACCCCUGGGAAAGGAAGUAUCCUUAGAACAAGAAGUCUUACUCCAAUGUCGGCCACCCGAAGGGAUCCCAGUGGCUGAGGUGGAGUGGUUGAAAAACGAAGACAUAAUUGAUCCUGUUGAAGACCGGAACUUUUACAUUACUAUUGAUCAUAACCUCAUCAUAAAGCAGGCCCGACUCUCUGAUACUGCAAAUUAUACCUGUGUUGCUAAAAACAUCGUUGCCAAGAGAAAAAGUACAACUGCCACUGUCAUAGUUUAUGUGAAUGGUGGUUGGUCCACCUGGACAGAGUGGUCGGUGUGUAACAGCCGCUGUGGACGAGGGUAUCAGAAACGUACAAGGACCUGCACCAACCCAGCACCACUCAAUGGUGGUGCCUUCUGCGAAGGGCAGAGUGUUCAGAAAAUAGCCUGUACCACAUUGUGUCCAGUGGAUGGCAGGUGGACCUCAUGGAGCAAGUGGUCUACGUGUGGCACAGAGUGCACCCACUGGCGCAGGAGGGAGUGCACGGCACCAGCCCCCAAGAAUGGAGGCAAGGACUGCGACGGCUUGGUCUUGCAAUCCAAGAACUGCACGGAUGGGCUCUGCAUGCAGACUGCUCCUGACUCCGAUGAUGUUGCUCUCUAUGUUGGAAUUGUGAUCGCGGUGAUAGUGUGCCUGGCGAUCUCUGUAGUUGUGGCCCUAUUUGUGUAUCGGAAGAAUCACCGUGACUUCGAGUCUGACAUUAUUGACUCAUCGGCACUCAAUGGAGGCUUUCAGCCUGUGAACAUCAAGGCGGCAAGACAAGAUCUUCUGGCAGUGCCCCCAGACCUCACUUCAGCUGCAGCCAUGUACAGGGGACCUGUCUAUGCCCUACAUGAUGUCUCAGACAAAAUCCCAAUGACCAAUUCUCCAAUUCUGGAUCCACUGCCCAAUCUGAAAAUCAAAGUGUACAACACGUCAGGUGCUGUCACUCCCCAAGAUGACCUCUCUGAGUUUACUGCCAAGCUGUCCCCGCAGAUGACCCAAUCCUUGUUGGAAAACGAAGCUCUCAACCUGAAGAAUCAGAGCCUAGCCAGGCAGACAGAUCCAUCAUGUACUGCAUUUGGCACCUUCAACUCCCUCGGGGGUCACCUCAUCGUUCCCAACUCAGGAGUAAGUCUGCUGAUUCCUGCCGGGGCCAUUCCCCAAGGGAGAGUCUACGAAAUGUAUGUGACUGUACACAGGAAAGAAAAUAUGAGGCCACCCAUGGAAGACUCACAGACACUUCUGACGCCUGUGGUGAGCUGUGGGCCUCCAGGAGCUCUGCUGACCCGCCCCGUCAUCCUUACCAUGCAUCACUGCGCAGAUCCUGACACUGAGGACUGGAAGAUUCAGCUCAAGAACCAGGUGGCACAGGGCCAGUGGGAGGACGUGGUGGUGGUCGGAGAGGAAAACUUCACUACCCCUUGCUACAUUCAGCUGGAUGCAGAAGCCUGCCACAUCCUCACAGAGAACCUCAGCACCUACGCCCUAGUCGGCCAGUCCACCAACAAGGCAGCUGCAAAGCGACUGAAGCUGGCCAUCUUUGGGCCCCUCUGUUGCUCCUCCCUGGAGUACAGCAUCCGGGUCUACUGUCUGGAUGACACACAGGAUGCCCUGAAGGAAGUUCUACAACUUGAGAGACAGAUGGGAGGACAGCUCCUAGAGGACCCCAAGGCUCUUCAUUUUAAAGGCAGCACCCACAACCUGCGCCUGUCAAUUCAUGACAUCGCCCAUUCACUCUGGAAGAGCAAAUUGCUGGCUAAGUAUCAGGAGAUUCCUUUUUAUCAUAUCUGGAGUGGGUCUCAAAGAAACCUCCACUGCACCUUCACUCUGGAAAGAUUCAGCCUGAACACGGUGGAGCUUGUUUGCAAGCUCUGUGUGCGGCAAGUGGAAGGAGAGGGACAGAUCUUCCAGCUCAACUGCACCGUGUCAGAGGAACCUACAGGCAUGGAUUUGCCACUGCUGGACCCUGCAAGUACCAUCACCACCGUCACAGGGCCGAGCGCCUUCAGCAUCCCUCUCCCGAUCCGGCAGAAGCUUUGUAGCAGCCUGGAUGCCCCACAGACUAGAGGCCAUGACUGGCGGAUGCUGGCCCAUAAGCUAAACUUGGACAGGUACUUGAAUUACUUUGCCACCAAAUCAAGCCCAACUGGUGUAAUCCUGGAUCUUUGGGAAGCACAGAACUUCCCGGAUGGAAACCUGAGCAUGCUGGCAGCUGUCUUGGAAGAAAUGGGACGACACGAAACAGUAGUGUCGUUAGCAGCUGAAGGGCAGUACUGA
Messenger RNA from Lepus europaeus (European hare), 2796 nucleotides. RefSeq names its product unc-5 netrin receptor C (gene UNC5C). The coding region runs from base 1 to 2796 and encodes 931 amino acids. Gene Ontology annotation, molecular function: netrin receptor activity; protein binding. The record is from RefSeq and is a predicted model, not a curated record. Lineage: Eukaryota; Metazoa; Chordata; Mammalia; Lagomorpha; Leporidae. Gene Ontology annotation, biological process: netrin-activated signaling pathway. Gene Ontology annotation, cellular component: membrane. The transcript has 16 exons.